Messenger RNA from Penicillium robsamsonii, 1455 nucleotides. RefSeq names its product cytochrome P450. NCBI's taxonomy places the organism in Eukaryota, Fungi, Ascomycota, Eurotiomycetes, Eurotiales, Aspergillaceae. The record is from RefSeq and is a predicted model, not a curated record. Gene Ontology annotation, molecular function: oxidoreductase activity, acting on paired donors, with incorporation or reduction of molecular oxygen; steroid hydroxylase activity; heme binding. The coding region runs from base 1 to 1455 and encodes 484 amino acids. The transcript has 3 exons.
AUGGUGAGUCCCGCUGUCUUGGCCACCGCGGCCGUGACCGUGGUUUUUCUGUUUGCUCAACGCUACUUCUCGCUGCCUGUCCUGCCCAACGAGCCCUUGCUCAUCCCACACUGGAUGCCCUUCUUCGGCCAUGCCUUCAGUUUCGCUCGCAGCAAGCGAUCGUUCUUCCGCUGGGCUAACGCCAAAACGGGCGGACAACCCUUCAGCGUCCCCAUGGGAGGCCGUCGCCACUACAUCUUCAGCGAUCCCGCUGACAUUGCUGGUAUCCACAAGAAUGGCAAAACCCUGAGUAUUCGAGGUUUUGUUCGGUUCAUUUACAUCUCUAUCUGGGGCUUCAAGCCGGCCGAUGCCGAUGCCAUGUGGGAGAUCAAGCCCGAGUGGCACCGCAUGGAUAUCGAGUGGCUGCUGUCAGACAAAAACGAUCAAAUUGCCGUGAACUACCUGCAUAGAAUUGAGGAGCAGCUCUGCGUCCUGGAUGCAGAAGUCGAGGGGGCUCCGGACAAAGCCAUUGUGCGGCCGGGUCUCAAGACGGUGGUUGAUGUGCAGGGUAAGGCAACGUGCCAGGUCUUGUAUGGCGCGACCACUCUCGAGAAGCACCCCGAACUGCUGGACGAUCUUACCACUAUGGUCCGUGACGGCUUCUGGGGCUUGCUGUUCCGCGCGCCUCGGUUCCUCUUCCGUAAUGCCUACGAAGCCCGCGAUCGGAUUAUCAACACCUACGCCGAUCUGGCCGAGAAUAUCGAGACCCGCAAGGAUAUUUCCCCAUAUCUAUACGAGCGGACUGUGUACCUGACGCAGCAGGGGAUCAGCCCUCGAGCUCAAGGUGCGGAUAUGUUGCGGACGAUGUUUGCUUCCCUCCUUAAUUCCAUGCCCACGGGAUAUCUGGCCCUGCUUCACAUUCUCGCCGAGCCUGGUCUUGCCGACGAGGUGCGCAAGGAGCUCAUUGAUUGCGGCUAUCUCGAGCGGUCGCCCAAGGAGAUGCUCGAGAUCCUUCCCGGGAAGAUGCCUCUCCUCAGGUCCAUCUGGCACGAAACGCUGCGCAUGCACAACAACUCACUGACGGUGCGCGAGGUCACGGCAGACACCAAGUUCACGGGCAAGAACACGUGGCAGGUCCAGAAGGGAGGCGUCAUCAAUAUCCCCUGCGGUCUGAUGCAUUUCAACGAGGCACUGCACCCGGACCCGGAGUCGUUCCAUGCGCGUCGCUUCAUGGAGAAGGACCUCGGUGGUGAGGGCGAGAGUCACGCUCGCACCACGAAGCCCUUCGGCGGUGGUUCAACGCACUGCCCCGGUCGGGUCUUUGCGGAGAAGCAGAUGAUCGGGCUGGUCGCUGCUUUGCUUAUGCGCUACGAUAUGGGAAUUGUGAAUGCGGAUUGGAAGAUGCCGCUGGUCUCGGAGUUUGAUGAUAUCACUAAGCAGCCCACUGUGUGGGUCAGGAUUUCUAAGAGAGUUUGA